Molecule: messenger RNA, 698 nt
Organism: Cladocopium goreaui
Lineage: Eukaryota; Dinophyceae; Suessiales; Symbiodiniaceae
Source: the annotation of a GenBank genome assembly
GGGGCGGCCUGCUUUAAAUGCUGGCAGUCGUGCUCUGUAAGCAAUGCCAGUGCUAAAGGGCCGCGGUCCCAUAGUGAGGUUAGCACUUGCAGGGUGGAGGAAAGCUUCAUCUUCGUCAAGGCCACCUGGCCAAUCGGGCGUUCCUUCCCUGCUUGCAGCACCUUUGCUUGGAGGAGUCCUUAUUGGAACAUGUGUCAUCGUUGCAGACUUCUUCAUCAGGCGCAGAAGCCCCUACGAGGUCUUCCUCAAGAAGAAAGAUGAGGAGUGGAUGGAGCGUUUGCAGAAGCUCAAGGAGCAUUAUGCAGAGGAGAAACAAGACCCGCCUCCAGGCACAGCUCUCUUUCAUUUCGUUCGGGUGAAUCGAAAUGCCUACCUACUCCCUACUGGCUUACCCAAGUGGAAGGUUCGUGAGCUUGAAGCCAUUGAAGGCUGGCGCUGGGAAACUGAGAGAUAGGCCCCCUCUGUGGGGCAUACAAGUUGCUGGCCGUGCGCCAAGCUUAUACACUGAAUGCAGCAGGAAGUCAAGUCUCUGCAGAGCCUGCUCAAAAAGUGUGAAUCGCAGCGAGUAGCGCGGAAAAAAGCGUGACCCACCUGGGAGACUGGGUCACAAAGUACGUGAGACUUAUGGAGUAGCCGGAGUAGCUACCUCUGCAAACUCUUCAAAACAGUUCUUUUGGAGAGGGAUGCAAUGUCUCUGG